Molecule: messenger RNA, 927 nt
Organism: Cucurbitaria berberidis CBS 394.84
Lineage: Eukaryota; Fungi; Ascomycota; Dothideomycetes; Pleosporales; Cucurbitariaceae
Product: L-lactate dehydrogenase
Exons: 2
Coding region: 1-927 (308 amino acids)
Biological process (GO): carboxylic acid metabolic process
Cellular component (GO): cytoplasm
Molecular function (GO): L-lactate dehydrogenase (NAD+) activity
Source: RefSeq, a predicted model, not a curated record
AUGUCGCAGAACACCAAACAUACAUCGCAAAUCGCCAUCCUCGGCGCUGGCGAUGUCGGAACUACCAUUGCCUACUCGCUGAUCAUGAACCCAGUCGCGGGGGACAUCUUGAUAGUCGACCCCAAAGAGGAAGUCCGGGACGCUCAGGUGCAGGAUCUCUCUGACGCAACCUUCCAUGGCAACACGACCACUCGUGUAAGAGCCGGAACGCACAAAGAAGCUGGGCAAUCCGACAUUGUCGUCAUUACUGCGGGAGCAAAGCAGAAGAAGGGCGAAAGCCGAACCGACCUAAUAGGCCGCAACAAAGCCAUUCUCGAAUCCGCCAUCAACGACAUGACGCCCUUCCGAUCCGACACAGUGCUCCUCAUCGUCGCCAACCCAGUAGACGUCCUGGCCUACUUCGCGCAGCAGUUCUCCAAACUCCCUAAAAACCAGGUCAUCGGCAGCGGCACGUUCCUCGACUCGGCGCGCCUGCGGGGUAUUCUUGCAACCAAAGCCGGCGUAGCAGCAAGCAGCAUCGACGCCUAUGUGCUCGGUGAGCAUGGCGAGUCACAGUUCGUAGCGUGGUCGCACGCUAGCAUUGCGGGCGUUCCGCUCUCGUCUGCCCUCGAGACCGGCACAAGGCUAGAUCAAAAUGCUAUUGCUGAGGAGACCAAGGGGAAAGCUACGGCCAUUAUGGAGAGCAAAGGGGCUACGAAUUAUGGUAUUGGCGGUGUGGCGGCGAGUCUUUGCAAGAGUAUAUUAUUUGACGAGAGGAUUGUGAGACCUGUGAGCUUUUUCCAGGAGGAGCUUGGGGUUUGUCUUAGCUUGCCGGCUGUCAUUGGGAGGAAGGGCGUUGUUAGGAGUGUGGAGAUUCCAUUGGAUGGGGAAGAGAAAGGGAAGCUGAAGAAGAGCGCGGAGGCGCUAAAGGAGGUCAUCAACUCGUGA